AUGGCAUAUCAGUCUACUACUUUUCUGAUAGCUUGUUUUCUAAACUGGUUAAUACAAAUUCAUGGAAUCGAUCAAUGUCCUUGCCACACGCCAUCACUUUGUAAGCCAGUGCAAAUAGGUCCUCGAAGUGAAGUGGUAGCAUUCUCAGUCUAUCGCGGGCUUUGGAAAUAUUACGAUUGGACUCAUCUCACCACCAUUGCUCUCUUUGAAGAACAAUUGCCUAAUAUCGAUCCUAAUUUAUUAUGUUAUGCUCACUCUCAUCACGUUCGUCUCGUUCCUAAAGCUUCUUUUCCUGUCCAACAGUUGACUAAUAAAACACAUAUUGAUCAAUGGAUUAAAGAUAAAGUAAAAAUGAUUAAAACCAAAUUCUUAGAUGGGAUUAAUUUCGAUAUUGAACAGUCGAUUCCAAUUAUCUCGCCUGAAGCGAAUGAUUUAAUCAAGUUUGUUAAUCAAACUACAACUGCUAUACAUUCUGCAUUUCCUGGAUCUCUGGUAACAUUUGAUGCAUCUUAUUGGCCCCAAUGUACUAUUGGCCAUUGCUACAAAAAUGUAGCUAUAUCGAAAAUUGUCGAUUUCGUUAUUACUAUGAAUUAUGAUGAAGAAGGGUCACUUAUCGCCAGCGCAAAUUCUCCAUUUCGAAACACUGUUUACAGUAUUCACGCUUAUAAAAAAGCAGGAGCACAAAUGUCUAAAAUUGUCACUGCACAACCGUGGUAUGGCUAUAACUAUCGAUGUCUUGGCAUUUUGAUCGAUGAUAUUUGCCAUGGUUUGAUUACUAGAAGAAAUGUAAAAUGGAAUAUACAAGGCAAUGAUGACUCAAGUAAGAGUUCUAUUGAAUAUGGAGAAAUUGAAAAAUAUCUUAACAGCAAUAAAACCUCUGGAUCUAAAUGGUCCAAUAGCUCGCAAUCACCAUAUUUUAAUUAUAAGGAUGCAAAGGGUGCAAUACAUCAAGUUUGGUAUGAUAAUCCAAAGAGCUUAAGUAUUAAAUAUAGUUAUGCCAUUAAAUCUGGUAUAAGAGGAAUUGGAAUGUGGAGCACCGAUUUUCCUAAUUAUGUCCAGUACCCCAAAGAAUCGGCAGCAAUGUGGAAAUGCAUUGAUACAGUACUCAAAAACUCGAAACCUUAA
Trichoplax adhaerens is the source of this 1125-nucleotide messenger RNA. RefSeq lists its product as uncharacterized. Gene Ontology annotation, biological process: chitin catabolic process; carbohydrate metabolic process. Lineage: Eukaryota; Metazoa; Placozoa; Uniplacotomia; Trichoplacea; Trichoplacidae. Gene Ontology annotation, molecular function: chitinase activity; chitin binding. Bases 1 to 1125 code for a protein of 374 amino acids. The transcript has 5 exons. Gene Ontology annotation, cellular component: extracellular region. The record is from RefSeq and is a predicted model, not a curated record.